CAGAAUUUAUGUAGCUUACUGAAUAAUUUAAAUCAACCUAUUCUUUACUGGAGGAUAACAACACGCUCGAUACACCUUAAACGACUUGAGGUAAAAAAGAGAAUUAUAAUCAAUGGCCUUUGCCACUAGGACGGUAAUUUUCAUCGAGAUGCUUGCAUUUGGAAUUGGCACAUUUUUGUAUGUUGCAGGUAUGUGACAUGUUUAGUGCUUUAUUUGUAGAAAGUUGAACUUCAGUUGGUUGAGACGGGAAUAAAUCUUUGCCUAAAAAGGCGGAAACAGUGAGUUUUGUAUAAGCGUGGGUUGGAAAUUUCAAACAAAAGCUACAAAAUUAUUGUAAGAUAGCGAAAUAGGAAUCAUUAGUGGAAAUUAUGAAGGUGAGAUGACUUGAAGGGCUAAUAUACAUGACUAUUCUUUCGUAAAAGGCUAACGUUUUGUCAUCUUACAGCUGAAAGUAAAAGAUGAUCAAACCUACAUAAUUCUCUUCUUGGAACUUUAUCUGCGCAAAACAAGGAUUAACGAGCAAAUUCCAUUUAAGUAUAGUUCAAAUGAAAUCCCAUCAGGAAAAAUUUUUCAUUCUCCCGCUCUACAAGCAUUUUGGAAGAGGCGUAAGGGUUGCGGUGAUGUGGUUUUACUCGAUUUUGGUGCGGUUUUGCGGGAAUUUUUAUUUUAAGUUUCGGUAUUGCGGUUUUACCAAGCCAAGCGGUUUGCGGCAUUUAGAACUUUUCGGGUAAUAUCAGUGCGGUUUUCUUAUGUUGUUCUGUGCGGUGUUUAUACGUAUUUCUGUGCGGUUUUGCGGCAUUCGUACCCCCUUACGUCUCCUCCUAAAACGUAAGCCCAUCCUCAACUUUGCUUAUUUGAUUAACAUUUCAUCUACACUCUCUUCACGAAAGGGUGUCCGCUCAAUACAGGGUCAGUUUGCCGACCAUGGGUUUGAGAAUCCUAAAGUAAACUGAAAGCAGACAAAUAGUUCAAAUUUACAAUAAACAAUAUCUAUCAGUACGGACACCUGCUGCUUCAAGGCAUAAUUAAUAUCACCUGCAAAAAGAUAACUCACUAAAAUACAAAGUAUGUUAACGUUGACAAAGGCAAUUUCGUAUCUGCAUAGAAAUGACUUUUCUGUGUUGAAAUUAGAAUAGCCAGUUAAACUGCACAUCGCAUAAUUGAGAGCUGAUUGAAAUGUAGUUUGAAACGUUAUAAGUUAAAAUUUUUGCACUAAAGAAAUGUCUUUGAAAGAUCAGCAGUAGAUAUUUAACAAUUAUUCCUCGAGCCCAAAUGGGCUCUGAGUCAAUAGCCAAUGAGGCCGAAGGCCGAAUGAGCCAUUGACGCAGAGGCCAUGAGGGCGAGAGGAAAAAUUGGUUUCGUAAAAUCCAACUGGUUGGUCAAAAAUAUCGAGACAAAACAACUUUAGCUAACAAAACGCGAUUCAGCCGCCAUUGUUUGGGUUUUCAAAGCCGGCGCUUUUCGCUACUAGUGGGCUAUAACAUAUAGGCUAGUAGUAGCUCAACCAAUCAGAACGCAGCAUUGAUACUAGACGACUAGUUGGAUAUUACUAACAUGAUAUAACCUCUGCCUAAUUCAGCCCAUUUUUGUUUCCAGUUGUUGCCAGAGAAUACAAUCGCGUUUUAAUAUUCAAGGAGCCAGUAGAGGGCAAAAUACUUCAGGGUCACGUGAUAAGGACAGAGAAGGUGGCAAAUGAAGGGAGCUGCCGUGUGAAGUGUUUCUUGGAGCCCAACUGUGUGUCCAUUAAUGUGGGUCCUGCUGACGACCAAGGACAUCGCACGUGUGAGUUGAACAACCUUACAGAUGAAGGUCCAUUACAAACUGGCUUGACGCGUACGGAAAAGCCAGGCCACAUUCACUAUUCAGCUGAGGUAUCAGAUAUAUUUGCUGAUAAUCAUUUAUGCUUGUCAUUCUUAAAUGAUAUUCGCGAAACGGGAAUUCCCUUAUGCUGGAUACAACUAAGACUGAUGGUAAUCAGUGGAAUAAAAACGUUUUUGGUUGGCAACAAUUUCACUUAAUUAAACGUAAUCUAGUAAAACAAUAAUUAAUUUAAACGAAAAAACGAGGGGCAUUUGCAAACUCUCUAGGAACUAAUCACUAUUUAAUAACAAAUUAAUAAUUUUAUAAGGAGUAUCUGCUAAAACAAAAUGCUUUCCCACAGAACAUUUGUCACAGUAACCCAUGCCCUAGAGGGAACUUCAUCUGUCAGGUGGGCUUCACAGCUAAACGCUACCGAUGUGUUUGCCGCGAUCGUUUUAAAGGAGAAAACUGCGACGAAGGUAUGAAUCGUGAGGUUGACCUUGUUGUUUUGUAUGUCAGUAUCUGUUAGCACAUUGUUUGACUCACAAUCUGGGCAGUUCGGUCUCUUUACUUAAUACGUGCUCCUUGUGCCAGCUUUUGUUAGAGUAGUUCAUUUCGAUUAUUUGCCCCAUGCGACAUAUUAUAUUGCCCCAGCGUAUAGGUAGGGUUUUUAAGGUGGUCCAAUACUGACUGAAGAUGGUCGAGACCUCGGACAUAAGGUUCUUCCACAGGGUACAGGUGACAUCCUGAAUUUCACCUCAAACUGAAGUGACAACUGUCAGCUGGUUGGCCAGUAUGCUCUGCAGAUCCCUUUUUCGCACCUUUUUGAGUUGAAAUUCUUGAAGCCAUCUGGGAGCGCACCCGAUUGAAGAGGAUUGACAUUUAAGUUUAUUGCUUGCGCCUGCCCGGCUACUAACAUUUGUAAAUGCUACCGUUUAGACUUUAGAACAACCCAUCUUAUUUAGAUCUUAACAGUCUUAAAUUGUUAAUAUCUUGAUGGUAAUCUUGUUUUGCAUUUUUCCGCGCAGAGAUCAAUGAAUGCAAACUUGAUACAGAAUGUAGAGGUGAGUUCGUGAUACUUAAUACAUGAAUUUUAUUACAAACUUAUUUUGCGUCAUAUUUCCCUAAGUUCCCCUCCCCUUUCCUGUUUAAAAUAGUAACUGCGCGCAGCGCUAUACAUGCACGCGCUUCUGACACCGGAUAUUUGUGCCCUUGUUUGAAAUUCAAGUUUUGCUGUCAUUUGUCUCCAAAAAUCAUUAAAAAUGGAAGAAAAGAAGAUGUUCAAAUAGCUCUGCAGAAUUGAGCUUAUUAUUUAGGACCAAUUAAAUGAAAACAAGAGACUAUAAAGGGGACAGAAAGGGCAUCCCCCAUAUACACCCUAUUCCAUAGGUAAUUCGUCUCGAGUUAUUUUUAGAAUCGGGAUAAAGUUACCUCGCGCGAGGCGUGGAUGUUUCGUGGAGGUUUCGCAUGACCAAACGCCGUGCAAAACAUGUCGGGCGAGAGGCAAUGAAAGCGUAAAAAGAUCGAGAGCAUUCCUAAAUAUUGAAGCGAAAUGAGUCGACGUUCACCUGGGAAAAAGGAAUCGCUGGACUCUUUGACAACCCGUGAAAUCAGUUUAACUCGAAGUUGUCGUAACCUCAGUGCUUUAAUAAAAUGAGAAAUUUCGCCGGUCUAUUGAAACCGGUCGUUUGUACAAUUUUAGGGAGUUUAAGAUCCAACGACGCGGACGACAACUAGAACGUCUAAAAACAAUAGGUUUAAUGAGCAAAACAACAACUUCGCACGUGCAACACACUUUUUUGUUCAUUUCUUUCCCGUUUUUGCACGACUACGACGUGAAAAUGCCUAAUUUCGCGUUUUAUGGAGGACGUAAAUAAGCAACGACGAAAUUUUAUUUCUCUUUCUGAGCUUGAAUAUGGUCCCUUGAAAUUCAGCUUUAGGAAGGUUCGCCUACAAUUAACAAAGUAAGUGGGUAGGAGUAAUCGCUAUAAAGAAUGAAAAAAAUAAACAUCAAACCAGAAAUUGCUCUCUUCAAACUGUAAAUUGUAAAUGAUCCUGAGAGAAUAUUCAGUGUGUUAAGGAUUUCCCUGCUCUACUGUUAGCUCUAUACAAGAGAGGAAGGGCGAUUCUUUUUUAAUUUCGGUUUUGCUGACACAGCUUUCGCAGAAAUCUCGCUGUAGUCGUUUUCGUCGACAAAAGGAAUAGCAAAAUCGCUCUCCGCGUCUUCCCCCAUUUUGUUCUGCGUCAUUUCGUGAAGGACGCGUGGCUCUCAGCGUGGGUCAUCCACGCGGAACACAUUCGCGCCAUGUGAUUGGCUGUUGUCUAAUCCCCCUUGAGAUCUGUGGUGUUAAAAAUAACUCGAGACGAAUUACCUAUGAAAUAGGGUGUAUAUGAGGGAUGCCCUCUCUGUCCCCUUUAUAGUCUCUUGAUGAAAAAUGUUAGUUUCAAAAACGUUCACUUUUUUUGUAUAUGGCUAAUACCUAACUGGUCCUUCCUUGAUGGUUAUCAUGACCCCAAAAACCCGUGCAGUAGCUUAAUAGAGAAGUACCCUGAGACUUAUAAUGUGUGCUUCCCCGUAAGAAAAAAUUAACAAGAAAAGCAGUUCCGUUUAAAUAAACCGUGAUUAUCCACAGCCCUUAUCAAGUAUAUUAAGAAGAAAAAUAGGCUUUUUAAAAAAUAUCUGCGGAAUCCGACAAUAGAUCGUCAAUCAAUUUACAAAAGCUAUAAAGCCAAAUUAAAUCAUUCUCUGCCGAAAGCGAAACCUCUCUACUACGAGAAAAAAUUGAAUAAUGUUUAAUCAUAAACCCAUGAGUUUCUGGUUCAAUAUAACACUCGUACUACUUGGAAAGUUUUAAAUGAAAUUUUAAACAGAACGAAAAAACAUUCCAAGUGAUGUUCACUGACAUUUAAAGCCGAUGAUCGUGAAAUUACUGAUCCUGUCGAAAUUGCCAACAGGUUUUGUAGUUACUUUUAAAGCAUUGGUCCUAAUUUUUCAAGGGGUAUACAGUGUACAGCUUCAGACCGUAGUUUUCUUAAUGGUUCCUGUACACAGUCAAUAUUCUUCAACCCUACAACCCAAGAUGAGAUCGCUGAAAUUGCUGGGCAAAGCAGGUGGCUAUGACCAGAUUCCAAUGACAGUCAUUAAGGAGUCCAUUCUACUCGUUUCCGAACCACUCACCCAUAUCAUAAACUUGUCUAUUCAGCAUGGCAUUGUUCACGAUGAAAUGAAAAUUGCUCGCGUGAUACCUAUUUUUUAUAUCUGAUGAUCAGUCGCUUUUCACCAACAACCGACCUAUCUAGGUACUUCCCAGCUUUUCAAAAUUCUUAGAAAGAGUUAUCUACAAUCGUUUAAUGCAAUACCUUACGAAUUUCAACAUCCUCUGUAGCAACCAAUACGGCUUCAGGAAAAAUCAUUCCACUGCACUCGCACUAAUCUACUUGCAUGAUAAGAUCUCCACGGCCUAUGACCGAGGUGAAUUUGCCGUAGGCAUUUUUCUUGACCUCUCAAAAGCCUUCGACACUAAAAAUCAUGCUAUUCUUUUAAUAAACUGGAACAUUACCGUAUUCGUAGGUUAACGCUGGACUGGAUACGAAGUUACUUUUCAAUCAGAAAGCAAUAUGUUGAAUACAAUAGCUACCGUUCGUUAAGGGAAAUGAAAUCUCUUGAGGGGUUCCUCGGGGGUCUAUCCUCGGACCUCUAUUUUUCUUACUUUACAUUACCGACAUUAACAAUGCUUCUAAUCUAUUAAAUUUAAUACUGUUCGCGGACGAUACCACGGUAUUCAUGUCACAUAUAGAUCUAAACUAUCUUUCAGAUUUGUCUUGCUAUUCUGCAAGAGCGCUUUAUUAGAAUUAUUAAUAAAUCACAUUUCAACGCUCAUACACAUCCCGUCUUUAAGGACCUUGGUAUACUAAAAUUUAAUGAUAUCUAUUUGCUUCAACUGGGCCAAUUUAUGUUUUCUUGCACAAGUUCAUUCUUACCUCCAAGGUUUAAUAACAACUUCUCCCAAAACAAUCAAUUCCACUCUUACAAUGCAAGAAAUUCCCAGGCCUACCGUCUACCGUGUUCAGCGGUCGAACAAACACUAAGAAGUUCUCGCCCUUUUUUCAAGGACUUAAGUUUUUGAAUUCACUUGACAACGAGGUCAUCAACUCUCAACCCCCUUCCUGUUUUAAGAAAAUACUGAAGAUUAAAUUAUUAACUAAAUAUGAAAACAGUUCAUAAAUCUUUCCAUCUUCGACUUUUCGCCAUAUUUUUUUGAAUUGAUGUUAAACAGCUCUAGCCCGUGGUUCGAGCAGGCCAAACUUCUCAUAAGCUCCCAUAGUUUCUGUUGGGUCUUCUCGCCACGUCUUUUUCUACUUAAAUUCCUAUAUUACUUGUAACUGCUUCUAUUGUGUGGCAAAUAAAAUAAAAUAAAAAAUAAAUGUAUAAAAUAAAAUACCUAUGAAAUAUCAGCAUUAACCCUAUUCAGACGUGGCUUUUUUUUCUUCACGCGACUGGCCGGGAGGCUUCGGAGGCUCCCUCUAUAACUUCAAGUCAAGACCGCUCAUUCUACAGCCACCAAGAUUACACACAAUAAUGUACUCAUCAUCUCUAACUUCUGGGCUUAACUUGAUUGAUCGAAUAACGUUAUCUGACGUCAUUAUGACGUCAUAUUUUUCAGUAACCAGUAUCCAAAUUUUCUUUAAAGUAGACAUUAAGCGAAAAAUACUUAUUACAAUAAAUGGUUAAGUCUCUAAUAAAAACAAGGAAGUUGGCUAACAUCUUUAACAUCUUUAACAAUAGCAAAGAUGUCAUUAUGACGUCAUUUAUUUGGAAGCAUGCACUAUCUUGGAUCCGCCAGUUUUAGUUAGUUAAAUGUAUUCCAUUUUACUCGCAUGUAUCUAGGCACUUUAACAGAAAACUUAAUCUGAGUAUAAAUUGAUGCUUAGCAAGCAAAAAAAAAAAAAAAAUCCUCGAAAUAUGAAAUUCCGAAGGAAAUUAACACUGUUGAAAAUUUAACUCCGCAUAUCGAACUCAUGUUUUUUCUUCCUCAGACUAGACACCAAAAAGCCUGGAUUACGACAACUUUGAUAAAAUAAUGCUAACCUAAGUGUAAUAUAAUAAUUCGAUCAGCAUAAAUAGAAAUGCCACCUAUUUUUAAGAGAGAAUGAAAAUUUUGAAAAACAUGGUUGUCGAAACUCGCUUGUCAUGGUAACAUCAAUUUUGACGUACACGUCACGACGAUUUUAAAAUGUUUCCACGUGAGUUGUAGGAAACGUCGCUUAGUUCGGUGGUCCUAGCUGGAACAGUUCAGAAGUAAUGUUCAACAUCGUUAGCGAGGGGGUCUCAAAAGCUUCGCCGGGGUUUAGUAUGGUUAAAACAACUAAAAACAAUAUAGUGUAUGAACUGAUCGAAUUUCAAAUAGUAAAUUAACCUGUCAGCAGUUUCAAAAUACCCUCCAACAGUUUCAUCAACAACAGAGGCUCCAGAUACAUCAACAGCAUCUUCAUCAGCAACUCAAUCGGGUAGGUAUUUUCCUUACGUUAGGAUUAGCUCAUAAGUAGAGAACUUGAAUACACUGAUACCGUUUUAGAUACUUAAUUUCAGAGCAGUAAUGUUUUGUUUAUGAUACCUUAUUAUACGGCUAAAUUCGUGAGCGGGCAAAAUGUAGCAAAUACUGUGUUCUGAUGGGCAACCCACCAUCAGGAAACUGCCUCUCGGGAUUUACCGCGUUGGUCCCGCAAGCACAGGAUGUCAUUUUUUAAGCCACAUAUAGUAAAUCCUCGAUUGAUUAAGCAUGAGGUCAAGAUGGCCGGCUGGAUAUAUAUAUAUAUAGUUGGCCUUUUUUCCUUUUCUUUUCUUUUUCUUCUUCCUUUUUAAUUUUCAACUGGACUUUAUAAACUUGCAAAGAAAAUAAAAGGCUUUAUUUCCAAUAUUCAACCGUCAUGACCCUAUACCUAAACAUUAACGCAUAAUCGCCUCCUACCAUCUGAUUCCUAUUUACCGAUAGCAAAUCUGGUACAGUCACUUACAAACUGGGCGAGGGAAAAACAAUGAGGAAAUAAAAAAUAUAAUACUCAAACAACUGGAAACAAUAUUGUGUCAGUAUUCUUAUCUUGCUCCUUAACAGAUGCAUCGUCAUCAGAACCCGCAGUGAUAUCAAAAGCAGUUUCCACAGCUUCAUUAGCUUCGACAAACCAACCUUCUCAACAAGGUAGGUAA
This is a messenger RNA of Porites lobata, 8005 nucleotides long. NCBI's taxonomy places the organism in Eukaryota, Metazoa, Cnidaria, Anthozoa, Scleractinia, Poritidae. The record is from the annotation of a GenBank genome assembly.